UUUCCGAUCUCGCCCACACACAGCUAUCAGUGCAGUGACCACAGAUUGGCGAGCACCAGUAUCUGGUCUGUGUGAAAUAAAGGUGCGGGAGAGUCGAAGAAGCUGGUGAGGUCUGAGCAAGGGAGAGAGAGUCGGGGAAUGUUUGGGUUGCGGGGGAGAGCAAGACGGAUCGACCGAGCGGGAACGGAUUGGGCGGUCGGCGUUUGAUUUGAGCCGAUCGAUGGUGGGGAAAUCCGACUGUCUGACGUUUGGUAGACCAGGAACUAGAACUGGAACUGAACUAAUCCGCGAAUUUACCCCGUGGGGGAGAGUGCAAUACGUAGAUGAAGGUGGGUUGAAUGUAGUUGUGAAAGUAGAGACGAGAAAUAGAAGAGGCAGAACAGAUUCAGGUCACUUGAAGAAGGAGAAUAAGAAAGAGGGGGAAGAGAAGGGAGGAAAGGGAAAAAGGCCGCCCGCCCUCGUGGCGGUGGGCAGCAGAGAUGAAGGAAGCAGCAGCCCAACGCAGGCGUGUGUGUGUGUGUGUGUCUUGAAGCGACUCACUCACUGCAUCACGGGAUCCCUCUUGGUUUGUCGGGUUUGUCAGGUUGUCAGGUUGUCAGGCUAUCAGGCUGUCAGGCUACCUAGCAGUGAACUGAACUUGAUCGAACCUCCUUCCACCUCCGUUGCCGUCUCUCUAUCUCCCCCUCCCAGGCAUUUAUCAGUGAUCGGCAGAUGCAACAGCGAUCCUUGCUCUCUCAUUCAUCCAGAAUAUGCACCUGUCAUUCUCCCGACUCCAGGAACUAACUAAUGACACGGUCACCCUCCCUGCCCGUGACCGGCUGUGGUUCUG
Aspergillus homomorphus CBS 101889 is the source of this 829-nucleotide messenger RNA. RefSeq lists its product as uncharacterized. The record is from RefSeq and is a predicted model, not a curated record. The transcript has a single exon. Lineage: Eukaryota; Fungi; Ascomycota; Eurotiomycetes; Eurotiales; Aspergillaceae. The coding region runs from base 221 to 787 and encodes 188 amino acids.